CACACUAUAACAUUCUUCUUUUGAAGGAGUCCAAAUUCAAAGAUUAACCUACUUUUACAUUUUCACCAUCUUCAGCUGAUCAAGCUUUAGAAAUUGAAAAAAGAAAUAGUAUGACAGAACCUAAGCUAUUUACCAUAAGCUCUCUUCUAAUGGCCUUUCUCUUUGCUUACUCUGCGUCAGUUCAGUUAAACGACCCAGAUUGGUACUUCUGGUUACCUCUUUAUACUUUUGCUUCUGCUAUUAAUCUGAUUAAUAUCGGGAGAUAUAAGCAAUCACAAGAAAUCCAGAACAUAGCCAGACUGGAUUUGUUGCUAGGUAUAUUUUUGUUUAUGAAAGUUGUAAUCGAAGAUUAUGUAUAUGAAAUAGCUGGUUUUAGUUCAAUGGAUUUUAGUCAAAGAGUUGUAAGAGAGAAAACUGGAAGUGGGUUAGCUGUGAUUUCGAUGCUUCUUCAGUUGCUUAGUUCCUCCGACCAAUCUACAAAGGGAAUUACUAAAAAAAUCAAGGUGGUACCACGAUAUGUUAAUUACGGUAUGGCAUCGUUGGUGAUUUUGAGUUAUGGCAUCCCUCUAGUCUUCUUUGUGUUCCUUAAAGGGGAAAUAGAAGAUUUAAGGAAGUGAAGUUAUGAAGAGAUAUGAAAUAAGAAAGAUGCAAACAUUAACAACAAGAUUUUCAUAUUCUUGGGGCAAAAUCUCGUGGGUUUCAGGUAACUAUCUUGGAUGCAAAACCAUUUCAGGCAUAACCAGAAACGCAGAGGAAGCUGAAAGUUUGGCGAUUCUAGAGGCUGUUCUAUGGGCAAGGGAGAAAGGAAAAGCUAAAGUCUGUCUCAUUAGUGAUGCAAAAUUAGUCUUAGAUUACUUAAACAAUAAUAACAACCAGAUAUGUUGGUUUAACAACUCCAUUCUUGACGACUGUAAGUCUGUCAUAAGUUCUUUUAGUUUUAUCAGAUUUGAAUUUCUAAACAGAAGCUUCACAAGUAUGGCUGAUACCGCGGCCAAAUAUUGUAGAAUUUCUAGAGGCAAUGGUGAAUGGUUUGGUUAUACCCCAAACUUUCUCACUACGAAGAUGUAAUUCCUCCUCUGAAUUAAUGAAAUUCUUUUACCUAUCAAAAAAAAUAAAUAAAUACAAAUUUCCAUUUAAA
Messenger RNA from Papaver somniferum (opium poppy), 1138 nucleotides. RefSeq lists its product as uncharacterized. Gene Ontology annotation, molecular function: nucleic acid binding; RNA-DNA hybrid ribonuclease activity. The coding region runs from base 111 to 617 and encodes 168 amino acids. NCBI's taxonomy places the organism in Eukaryota, Viridiplantae, Streptophyta, Magnoliopsida, Ranunculales, Papaveraceae. The transcript is spliced from 4 exons. The record is from RefSeq and is a predicted model, not a curated record.